Fonsecaea erecta is the source of this 1749-nucleotide messenger RNA. RefSeq lists its product as hypothetical. The transcript is spliced from 2 exons. NCBI's taxonomy places the organism in Eukaryota, Fungi, Ascomycota, Eurotiomycetes, Chaetothyriales, Herpotrichiellaceae. Gene Ontology annotation, cellular component: cytoplasm; nuclear pore; nuclear pore cytoplasmic filaments. Gene Ontology annotation, molecular function: inositol hexakisphosphate binding; phospholipid binding; translation initiation factor binding. Gene Ontology annotation, biological process: poly(A)+ mRNA export from nucleus; regulation of translational termination; regulation of translational initiation. The record is from RefSeq and is a predicted model, not a curated record. The coding region runs from base 1 to 1749 and encodes 582 amino acids.
AUGGCCCGGGCAAGGCUUCACUCAUCAUCACCCUUCUCAACCAGAGACAGUCCCAGAGGUCGGCGGACUGAUGACAGCCCAUCCAGACAGCUGCAAUUUGAAUUGGAACGUGCUCUCGGUCAAAUUCAUCUGCACGAGAUUGAGCGUUCAAAACUCCACGCUUACCAAAAGCGCCAACAGCAGGAAGAGCUCGACGCCCGGGAAUCGGCACAAGCGGAGGCUCACCGGGUAGAGCUCAAUGCCGCCAAAGCUCAUCACGAAGUUGUACGGAAACAGGCUGAGGCUGUCCUUCAAGCACACAUCAAGCAGGAGGAAGAGGAACGACGGAGACGUGAAGAAGAGGAGCGCAGGAGAUUAGAGGAGGAAGAACGACGGAGGAGGGCCGAGGCCGAGGCGAAGGCACGAGCCUGGGAAAAGGAACAGGCACGCAGACGGGCCGAAGAGGAGCGAAAAGCCCGUGAAGAAAAGGAACGGCUGGAACGUGAAGAGCGUGCCCGCCAGGACGCCGAACGUCAAGCAAAGCAAAAAGCUGAAGCAGAGGAACGACAACGAAGGGAAGAGGAAGCAGCGGAGCAGAAGCAACUAGAGGAGAAAGCCAGGGCCGAGCAGGAGGCGGCUUUGCGGAGACAAGAGGCUGAGAAAGCUGCAGCAGCCAAAGUUUCAACACCACAACCCACGCCCCUCCCCCAAGGCAAAACCAUCAAUCCCACUUCAGAGAUUGAGACGCAACAUGCCAACUACCUAGCUCUCCACAAAAAGCUGAAAAGGUUCCGGUCAGAGUUCUGGGUCGCAGCCAAGAAGGAUCCAGCCUUGAAACCCCAUGUGGGCGACAUGCGACGGGCAAUUCGAAUCAGCGUGGGCCAAUUGACAGAUGAUAAGGCUGGUAACAAAAAGGCACACGACCGAGUCAGGUCUACAUUGCAUCAGGCUCUCAAGGACCGACCCUCGCCUCCAGUUUCCGUUAGCGAGUAUCUCCCGGCGCACCUCAAUUUGGGCGACAAUGGCACGAUAACAAUCCCGUCACUAGCGCUGUACCUCCUCUCCAUCUUCAGCAAGGCUGUUAUCGGUGGUUACGUGGGUGAGUGUGCUGUCAACCCCAAGGCGGCCGAACCCAUUGGCACGUUGGUUGCACAGAUCUUCUCGAUGCCUGAGCUACAGUUUUCCCGGAAUGUUCCAUCCACUGCCGACGCAACGCAGUCUUCAAAGCCAACCAGCGUCUCCCUCAUUUCGAUACUCAUGAGCAAGUUCCACGCGACGGCGCCGAUUCUAUUUGGCAUCUACGGGCGCGAAUCUACUGCUGCGGGCAAGCAUCGCCUCGGCUGGCGUCUUGAUAGAAUCACAGACGACCCCGACUCGAAGAAGGCCUUUGUGAAUGAAAACAAGCACUAUGACCGUCUCACAGGGCUGGGUGUGGGAUACGCCUCUAUCGCUCUCCGGAACUUUUCCAAAGCCAAAGUCUCCAACCCCUGGCCGCCAGUGCACUAUUGGGCCAGCCUCGCACACAUUGCGAACACGCCUCCCCAAGAAGUGCAGAUCAGCCAUAUGGUAUUGUUGAAGAGUAUGCUAGAGAACAAUGCGAUUGAACGAUUCGUGCUGUUUUUCGGAGCGGCAGGCGUUGCCGCCCUGAGGCAGGCCGCCGUCGACUUCCCUCGGGCGCUGCCGAAAGAUUUACAAGAUAAGCCAGCGACGAAGACGCUGGUAUUGAUGGUUGAAAGCUUGAAGAAGGAGAAGAACUUCUCGCUUGCAUAG